Lottia gigantea (owl limpet) is the source of this 563-nucleotide messenger RNA. RefSeq lists its product as hypothetical. NCBI's taxonomy places the organism in Eukaryota, Metazoa, Mollusca, Gastropoda, Lottiidae. The transcript is spliced from 6 exons. The annotation marks the transcript as partial. The record is from RefSeq and is a predicted model, not a curated record.
GUUGGAACGAUCUUGGAUUCCACAAUCCUGACAUAUUGUCGCCGACUCUAGAUCGUUUCGCCCAUGAUGGAGUUAUCCUCAACAAUUCAUACAUGCAGCCUAUGUGUACCCCAUCCAGAGCAGCCUUUCUAUCUGGUUAUUAUCCAUUUCAUACCGGAAUCCAGCAUUAUGUUAUAGAUUACUGGCAGCCGAAUUAUUUGACACCUAAUGUUACCCUUCUACCACAACAUCUUAAACAACAGGGUUACUCUACACACAUGGUUGGCAAGUAUGGGACAUUGUUUAUUAUGAAAAUACAUAAUCUGUUUACUGAAAGAGCUGUAGAUAUAAUCAACAACCACGACGCCACCAAACCUUUAUUCCUGUAUCUUCCAUUUCAAAACGUCCAUUUCCCAGUAGAGGUACCUAAACAGUAUGAAAAUAUGUAUUCACAUAUCAAGGACAACGACCGUAGAAUAUAUUCUGGAAUGGUAUCAGCUAUGGAUGAAGCGUUUAAGAAUGUAACUGAUGCUUUAGAAGCUAAAGGUCUGGCGGACAAUCUGAUCCUGGCGUUUACCGCUGAU